UGUCCAAAGUAUGAUAGUUUGAGCCUGGUCAUUUGUGCCUCGAGUGAAUAUUCUGGAUUGAUUUAUUCUAUGAUCCAUUUGUUUGUUUUCCUGGCUGUCCACGGUAUCCUCAAAAGUCUCCUUUCCCUCUAGGUGCAAUUGCACAGUAAUUUCCAAGCCCAAUCCCAACCACUGUGCCGCCUAGAGCGAGCGCACAGAAAAGCAGCAAAACCCUCGCUCUCUUUUUCCGUAUGGCGCAGCAGCGAGCUACAGCCCGACCAGAGAACGCCCCCACCUCCCAACGGCUGCAAUCUGCACCGCCCAGAGAAACGACCAAGCGCGAGCGAACGGGUAGAAGCAGUAGCAGCAGCUCCUCGUCGUGCCUGCCUGGAGAACCAGCAGCGACGGCAGCAUAGAGAGCAAAGAGCCGGUCUUCACUCUCUGGGAGACCCAACAGUUCGGAUUGAGCCCACUGUGGAGUGCCCCCCUCCCAAAACCAAGAACAACAGCCGAACAACAACCUAGAACCAGCCUUGCUCCAGGCUUCAUCCCUCUUUGUGGAGUGGACAAGGGAGGGAAACAGCGCCUCUGUCUCCUUAAGGACGCCGCCUCUUCUGCAAGCGGCGCCACUCCGCCUAACUCCUUACGCCACGACUGCCCUGCCUCCUUCUCCCCACCUCUAAAGGGCUGGUAACUCCCCUUAGCCCCGGACGCCCCUCCCAAGCGCCCUGACGUCUGGCUUUGAGGCGGGGCGAAUUCAGGGUGACGGGUCGGUGGGAACAGGUACCGAAGUUUUGCGGGAUGGUGGCAGUUCCCUGGCCGGAGCUGGCCGAGGAAGCAGGGAAGCCGAGCGGCCGCUAUACGCCUAGCUGAGACGCAGGUGUCUGGGAAGAAUGCUGCGCGCAAUGGAGCUGCUCGCCGCGGGAGACUAGCCCGACGGUCAGCCUUCCGAAUCCCGCUGCCGCCGCGUUCUGGAGCGCACAGCGGCGGGAGAUUCCGUGGGGGGUGCGUCCUAGAGCUCUGGCCGCUGGGCGUUCUGGGACGACGAUGAGGCGGGCCCUCCUGCCGCUUCUCGUGACUUGUGGCUUGCUGGGGAUGCAGCCCCAGCGGGGCCAGGGCCAGGAGCCUCAAACCCCCGACUGGAGGAUGACGCUGAAGACCAUCAGGAACGGCGUUCACAAGAUAGACACUUACCUGAAUGCUGCUCUGGAUCUCCUGGGAGGAGAGGAUGGCCUCUGCCAGUACAAAUGCAGUGAUGGAUACAAGCCUUUUCCUCGCUAUGACUAUAAACCUUCACCACCCAAUGGAUGUGGAUCUCCUCUUUUUGGAGUUCAAUUUGACAUUGGCAUUCCUUCAAUGACAAAAUGCUGCAAUCAACAUGACAGAUGUUACGAUACCUGUGGCAACAAAAAAAAUGACUGUGAUGAGCAAUUUCAGUAUUGCCUUUCUAAAAUCUGUAGAGAUGUACAGAAGACAUUAGGAAUACCAGAAAGUGUACAAGCAUGUGAAUCAACAGUUCAACUCCUGUUUGAUGCAGUCAUACAUUUAGGAUGCAAGCCAUACCUUGAUAGCCAAAGAGCUGCAUGUAUGUGUCAGUAUGAAGACAAAAGAGACCUUUAAAGAAGCUUAAGAUCAAUCUUUGCAGUGAAAGCCACGUGUCAUUCUCCCUUUUGUUGUUUGUUACAAAGCUGUUCAAAUCAUGUUGAACACUAAAUUAUCUCCUCUAGCUGUCAAAUACUAAGCUGGACUACUUUUCUGUAGAAGACACUAUUUUGUAUAGAUGACACUAUAUUUUAUGUAGCACUUCUUCCCUUUGUCACCUCUGUCGACAUACUUAAUCGUUGAGUAUAUUCUGCACACAUCUUUUAAGCUGAAAUUGAUAAUUUGGGAACUGGCCUUAGCAUGGUGACUAUAGAUCCAUGCCUCUCUAAACUAUAUAUUUUUUUAAAUGCUUGGUGAUGAAGGAGAUGAAUCUCCCUAAAUAUUGCAUAGGGGGGAAAGUAGGUCAAACUUUGGUCUUACCAACAUCCAGUGUGUCUUCAGUGCCUUGUCUUACUGAUGAAAAGGAAAAUGCCUUAAAGGUUUUGGGGUUGUGUUUGCAAUUUUAUGUUGUUGUUAAAAUGGAUAAUUACUUUGAAUCAGUUAUUUUUGUACUUUAAUACAAAACUACUGAUAGUUUUCUAUUAAAUAUUUAGUAGUAUUUUCUACUGAAAUAGAGCUGAAGAUCUUUAUGUCCAAAAAUUUCCUAUAAAGAUACUCUAUCUUAAGUGCCUAUGAGAUUUUAAAACCACAUUUGAUAUACUUCUUAAAAGUUGUACUUUGUAAAACUUCAACAGUUUAUUUGUUGCCAUUCUAGGACGUAUCGAGUUUGAUAUGUCAAGAAGAUAACAGAGCUGUUUUUUAAACUCUCCAAGAAUGUUUUAAUAUAUAUUUUAGAGACAAAUAUAUUUUUAGUCAACAGUUUUAGACCCACACAUGCACACCUUUAUUAAGAUGUCUUAAUAAAGUGAAACAUUUGACUAUCAUAGCCUUUAUUCUGUGCUGUUUCAAGACUAAAUUAUGAAGGCUUAUAUGCUGUAUGGUAUUGCUUUAACAAUUGUAAUGAUGAUUUUUUUAAAAAUAAUUUAUAUCCCUGCAUUCUCUAUUUGACCUUUUAAAUUGAAAUGUUUACUCUAAAAGUCACAUACUCUUAUUUUCUCUUCUGUUUUUUUUUUUAAAUGAAGCUCUUUCUAAGAAACAGCAGCCUUGAUCCAGCUAAAGUGAAUCAAAACUAAUUCCAACUAAAAGACUGUGUGGGACUUGAUUCAUCACAGCUAACUUCUUUGUAAAUAGAACUUAGGCUAAACAUUUAAAUGUAGAGUAAACCCCAUUAAGCAUAGUGACUGACAUUCUGUACAAUCCCCCACAGGUAUCUUUAGCACCUUGGGAGCACCUGUCUUUUCUUUAAAAUAAAAUAAAAAAGAUUGACAUAAUUGUGCAAGAGCGCUCUUGUGCAAAUGCUGGAAUUGUGCUAACAAAAUUGUGUGAUGUACUGCCAUUGGAAAUAAUGACCAUAUAUCAUGCAAUUGUGUACAGGAGCGCAGUUGCAUUGACACACUUAAAGAACACACCAGAAGCUCCUGUGGUGUUAACAACAGAUGGAACUUACUUUUAAUGCUGCUUAUCACUUAACCAAAGGAAGCUGGAUCAGGGCAUAUAGGUUUUUAUGUAUUGUCAUGCGGCAUCAGGUUUUAUCAAACUUUCCCACCCCCAAGGUGUUUAAUCUUUUUUUGUGUGAAUCCAUGUUAAUAUUAGAUAUUAAAUAUUAAAUUAAAUGUGAUAAAAAUAAAUAUUACAUACUGAGCCUGAUUCUCCCUCAAGAAUCUGAACACACAAGCACUACAAGCUGUUGAAUGAAAUUACUUGAAAAGUGGUCUGUCAGAUUUUCUUUUGGGACCUUUAUUGAUGAAGUAUAAGGGAAUGUUUUUAUGUUUUGUUUUUAUAACUGAAAAUGUGUGCAGCAGUAGAACUGUAUCAGUUUGGUGUUAGGAGAGAAGAAAAUAAAACCCAGAACUAAGUCUG
This is a messenger RNA of Hemicordylus capensis (graceful crag lizard), 3540 nucleotides long. It is a transcript of the gene PLA2G12A, whose product is annotated as phospholipase A2 group XIIA. Gene Ontology annotation, molecular function: calcium ion binding; A2-type glycerophospholipase activity. The transcript is spliced from 4 exons. Gene Ontology annotation, cellular component: extracellular region. Lineage: Eukaryota; Metazoa; Chordata; Lepidosauria; Squamata; Cordylidae. Gene Ontology annotation, biological process: arachidonate secretion; lipid catabolic process; phospholipid metabolic process. Bases 1027 to 1599 code for a protein of 190 amino acids. The record is from RefSeq and is a predicted model, not a curated record.